CAAUGAAAACAUAUAAAAAGUCAAAGAAAAGCUGUUCUUUUGACGAUAUCAAAACAUAAUGUAUAAAUUCCACUUUGUCUUUAGUGCUCUCAUCUCUGCACUUAUUCUGCAAGAUGCUCUCGCUCAAGGAACCAACGUUCAUGCUCCAAAUACUCUUCAUGAUGACUGGAGCAAGUUUUUCUUUCUUCUUUCUGAACUGAAGAAUCUUGGAAACCCUGAUUCACUUCCAAAGCAUGAUGUUCAAACUCCUGUUGUAUCCUGGCAACCUGCUGAAGGCUCUCCCGGGCCUAGUCAAUUCUCACCUAAGCAUGUCAUUAAACAUGCCUCUAGAGCAUUCUCUCGGAAAAGACACCCUCGGGCUACUUUUGAAUCCCAAACUGACCAUCCGCCUGACACAAGGGCAGUUGAUGAUACUGUUGUUUUGCUAUCUGAUAUACAAAGUAUUGGCUCGGCACCUUUAUUAUCUGGUUUAACAGGCGAUGGCUAUUCCGUAUCCACUCUGCAGUCAAAUAUACAAGGCAGUGACUUGGCAUCUUCUAUUCCGCCUAGUGUACAAGGAAAUACCCCGCGAAAUGAUAUACAAGGCAGUAAUUUAGCACCGUUUAUCUCAUCUAACGUACAAGGAAAUACCAUUCGACAUGAUAUAAAAGGCGAUGACUUUCCUGUAUCUUCUCUUCAAUCUGAUGCCCUAUCUGUUAAACCAGCCGCUACUGGUCAACAAGCUAGCCCUCCAGAUGCUUCGUUACAAUCUUUUACUAACCUUCCUAUAGAUUCCAUUGCACCGUACGCUACAUAUCCAUCGAUUCAAAUACCUGAUGCUCUCCAUGUACCGCAAGCAAAUGGCCAAUCUUCAAUCGCUCAGGUCGGUGUUAAUACGCCUGCCUUCCAAGCACUUCAGCCGAAUACUGCCUUGUCUAGCCCUGGGUCUCCUCGGCCUGUUGUCUAUCCGAUUGCUGACCCUCUUUCGGCUCAAUCCGCUGCGAAUCCACCUGCUAUAUCCGCUAGUGAUUCUCCCGUUACUGCCUCUGGGAAUCUUCCAGAAAAUACUCCCUCGCCUCCUGCUGCUCCUACGGCUCCUGCUAGUCCUGUGCCAGAAAAUGCAGCUCCUUCUUCUACAUCUCCAGAGCCUCCUACGAUGCAGUCUAUUGUGAGUCCCAAUCCUAGCCCAUCAAAUACGAUGAUUACGCCUGCCCCAUCAAGUGCUGUAACCACUAGUAUUAGUAUCACAGCCUCUGUCACUACAAGCACAGUGUCAAUGAAGACAACAACUUCAACUACUCGUCUUGUUACUCCAACAGUAAUUCCUUCUAUGUCCAAUGCUUUGUCUGAUCAAAUUAAUUUUGCUGAAUUAUCCCUUAGCCUUUUUAUCUUAAUAUCAUCUGUAUUUUUGUAAAAUGAUAUAAUAAUAAAAGAA
Messenger RNA from Rhizopus microsporus ATCC 52813, 1414 nucleotides. RefSeq lists its product as uncharacterized. The coding region runs from base 59 to 1393 and encodes 444 amino acids. The record is from RefSeq and is a predicted model, not a curated record. The transcript has a single exon. Lineage: Eukaryota; Fungi; Mucoromycota; Mucoromycetes; Mucorales; Rhizopodaceae.